Messenger RNA from Phacochoerus africanus (Common warthog), 1601 nucleotides. RefSeq names its product serpin A3-8-like. Gene Ontology annotation, molecular function: serine-type endopeptidase inhibitor activity. The record is from RefSeq and is a predicted model, not a curated record. Gene Ontology annotation, biological process: negative regulation of endopeptidase activity. Bases 110 to 1381 code for a protein of 423 amino acids. NCBI's taxonomy places the organism in Eukaryota, Metazoa, Chordata, Mammalia, Artiodactyla, Suidae. The transcript is spliced from 5 exons.
GGAGGGGACCUUUGCGGGGAUAAAUGGGCAGCGGCCCCUGGAAAACCCAGCAUUGCGGGCAGGCGGCGGCUCUGGGUCCACUCAGCGCAUCCCUCUCUGUGAGGCAGACAUGAGGGCGGAGGGCAUGUCCCUCUUCCUGGCUCUGGGGCUCCUGGUGGCUGGGCUCUGCUCCAGGGUCCACUGCGUCCCAGCGGAUGACCUUGCCUCAAAGAUUGUGACCCUGAAGGACGAGAUCACGAAGCUGCCAGCGCCCAACACCGCCGUCGUCUCCAGCAACACCGACUUCGCCUUCAGCCUCUACAAGCAGCUGGUUUCUUUAAACCCCAGUAAGAAUGUUAUCUUCUCCCCGCUGAGUGUCUCCAUGGCCUUGGCCUUCCUGUCUCUGGGGGCCCGAGGCCCCACCCUGACAGAGCUCCUGGAAGGCCUCAAGUUCAACCUCACAGAGACCCUCGAGGCAGAAAUCCACCAGGGCUUCCAGCACCUCCUGCAGGCCCUCAGCCAACCCAGCAACCUGCUGCAGCUGAACGUGGGCAACGCCAUGUUCGUGGAUGAGCAUCUGAAGCUGCUGGACGAGUUCAGGCGAGAUGCCCAGGCAAUGUUCGCCUCCGAUGUCUUUUCUACCAACUUCAAGGUUCCCAGGGCUGCCGUCGUGUUCAUCAACGACUACGUGAAGAACAAAACGAAGGGGAAAAUCCCGAAGCUGUUCGAUGAACAUGACUCCUUGUCUGUGAUGGUCCUGGUGAAUUACGUCUACUUUAAAGCCAAGUGGAAGACGCCCUUUGAUCCAGAACAUACUAUAAAGUCCACGUUCUACGUGAGCAAGAACAGGACAGUGGAGGUGCCCAUGAUGAGCCUUCGAGGCCUGGAAACACCUUACUUCCGGGACGAGGAGCUGGCCUGCACGGUGGUGGAGCUCCCGUACACCAGCAACGACAGCGCCCUCUUCAUCCUCCCUGACCACGGCAGGAUGGUGGACGUGGAAGCCAAGCUGCUCCCAGAGACGCUGAAGAGGUGGAGAGACUCCCUGCACCCCAGACGGAUAGAUGCCCUCUACCUGCCACGGUUUUCCGUCUCCGGCGACUAUCAACUGGAGGACAUCCUUAAGCAGCUGGGCAUUCAGAAAGUGUUCACCCACGAGGCUGACCUGUCAGGAGUCACAGGGGACCAGAAACUGGGGGUUUCCAGGGUGAUCCACAAGGCGGUGCUUGAUGUGGGCGAGGAGGGCACGGAAGCAGCUGCUGCCACUGGCAUCGCCAUGUUGACCUCGACCCUCCACAGCCUCACUGUUAGUUUUUCCAGUCCCUUUCUGUUCGCCGUAAUCCACAAAGACACUGGCACUGUCCUCUUUUUGGGCAAAGUCACUGACCCCAGCCCUGCCUAGAGCUCCCUUGCCAGUGCCCGUCCCCUCACUAGGAGCUGAGUCUCCUGGUCCCUGGGGGCAGGCUGGGCCCUGUGCACCAAGAAAACCCCCAUCCUGGCACUGCCUGCUCACCCUUGGGAAGGUGACAGUCCCUCCGCUGGUGGCUCCACAUGCCUCUGGAGUCUGCGCCCUGCUCCGUGGAGGCUCUGAGACCUCCCACAGCAAUAAAGCAUCUUUCUGA